Ceratitis capitata (Mediterranean fruit fly) is the source of this 7102-nucleotide messenger RNA. It is a transcript of the gene wech, whose product is annotated as protein wech. The transcript is spliced from 5 exons. Gene Ontology annotation, biological process: protein polyubiquitination; proteasome-mediated ubiquitin-dependent protein catabolic process. The coding region runs from base 1951 to 4710 and encodes 919 amino acids. Gene Ontology annotation, molecular function: ubiquitin protein ligase activity; zinc ion binding; protein binding. Lineage: Eukaryota; Metazoa; Arthropoda; Insecta; Diptera; Tephritidae. The record is from RefSeq and is a predicted model, not a curated record.
GCGAGCGAAUUAGUUUCUUGUCAGAGCUGUUGUGUGAAAGGUGUUGUCUUCGUCAUUUUUGUCCUUAAAUCGUGCAACUGAGAGACUAAAUGGGAUUUGAUAGCAGUACACAUACAUAUGUAUGUAUAUGUAUACAAAGUGUAAAAGCUUUGAAAACAAAUUAAUAAACAAAAUAAAUAAAGAAAUAAAUAAAUAAAAAGGAAAAUGUUUGUGCAAUGGAUUUGGAGAGAAUUCUAAGAAAAAAAUGAAAUGAAAUAAUAAAAAAAAAUAAUUAUAAUAAUAUAGAACAAUAAACCAAUCGACAAGGAACUAUGCAAUAAUAUAAGGCCAUAAUUUAACUAAUAUAUAGAUACAUCUAUAUACAUAUAAUAUAUGUAUUAUAUGUACAUACAUAUGUGUAUAUAAAUAUAUGAAUAUAUGUAAAAUGCAUUUUAUUAAGUGCUUUUAAAGCCACUUACUGAAAACCCAAGAGAUUAAAAUACUGAUUUUAAAUUAUUAAAAUCCUAAAAUAUAAAAUUAAAAAUAAAUUACAAAAUAAAAGCAUAUAAAACGGAUCGCUUCAAAAGCGGUACUUUUACAUACUAGCAUACAUACAUAUAUAUGUAUGUAACAGCAAGUUUAAAGCAUCAAAAGAGGAAACCAAGAACUUCAACAAUACAGGGGUAGUGCAAGAAAAGAAAAUAUUAAAAUAUAAAGGAGACAAAAAAAAAAUACUGAAAAAACAAACACUAAUGCAAUAAACUUCUUUCGAUAUCUGUGACAAUUUUGGCAAUUUAUUCGAAAAAAGAGGAGAAACAAAAAACGUAAGGAAUCCGAGAGACGCCGAAAAGAUUUAACGCAUACAGCUGUAUACAUAUAUACAUACAUACAAUCAAAAGUCAUUAGAUUAAAGCAUUUCCAUCUGCAUACGUGCAUGUACAUAUAUAUGUAUUCAGUUCUACAUAUGUACAUAUGUAUGCACAUACAUAUAUUCUACUAAAUGUAUACAAAAACAAACAUUUUCUUCACACAUAACAUGCAUGCAACCAUAUGUAUGUAUACAUAAAUAAACAUAAAGAAAGAACUUCCAAAAAAAAUUAGAGUUUGGAGAAUUGCUGGAUUAGAAAAUAUACGAAUGCUAUCUUCCGAAAUAUUUUAUUAAAACAAAAACAAAUAAAAAUAAAAUAAAAAAUAAAAAUAAAUAAUGAAAAUUCCGCAAUUUAUUACAAAGCUUAAGUAAAAAAGUAAUAAUUUUAUAAAGCAAAUUUAUAAAGAAAAAUAAAAUUGGAAGAGAAUAUGCAGUCAAAUAUCAACUCAAAUACAUAUUUGGUUGUAAUGACAACAAAAUUAAAAUCCGAAUAAUAUUUCAACAACAACAACAACACUCCAAGAAACCAGAACACAAAAGAGAGGAGCAACACACAAACGCAUCGCUUGAUACUUGAAAAAAAAAAAAAAACUAACGAAACAAAUUUUGUUGGGGAGCAAAAGCUAAUUCGAAACUCCAGCUCAUACGUAUGUGUAUGUACACAUACACACAUACAUACAUAUAGAGCAUAAUACUCAAAGAGUAUUCCACGAAAAAUAGUAAUAAAGCGGAGACGCCAAGAGCAACGAAACAGCGCAACAAAACAAAAAUCAAAUUAUUGUAAAAGGGAAACGGAAAAUACCCCAUAGUUUCGUUGGACAGUCAGCCGUCGCUGGGUUUUCCUUUCUAUCAGCCACUAAACCAUUGACAGCAGAAAUAUACAUACAUAAGCAGCAGCAGCAGCAGCGGCAGCAGCAGUAGUAGCAACAGCGACGUCGACACACAUACGGCGAGCGAUUGCAUUUGACGAGCAGUACACACGAAUAUACAAACAUACCAUUUUGUAUGCCUGUGCCAAGAAGCAGUUUAAAGUUAAUUGUUGAAGAGAUUGACUUCUUCUCGAUUAUUCGAGAACUUUUGCUGAGGUCAUUAAGUGAGACUUUAUGAUGGAUCUCGUACAAAACAUACCGUCUGCCACCGCCGUCCCAAAAAAAUCACUGCCACCCAAUCGCAAUAACGCAUCCAACACGCCAUCACCACCAUCACAACCGAGUACGGGCACGAUGACGAGCACGAGCACGAGCACGAGCACGACCAAAGGACAUUAUGCAAAUGGCUUUGGGACUGGUGCUAUUAGUAAAAAUGGCACAAAUGGUACAAAUGGCUCUACCACCACGACAGAUCGUUUGAUUGCUGGUAUUUUUGAUAAGUUUCCAUCUUGGGAUAUGACUGGUCGAUCUAUGGCUAAUCCACCACCACCACCACCGUCUAAAGACAAUUCCAGUUCAUCGCCACCCAAGGAGUUCGGCAAAAAUGCAUUUUUUGGAGAUUUCGUGAUGGGCAAUUUCUGUGACAAUGUUAAUGAUAACGGUGAUGACAACGUCAUCGCUCGACCGAACAAGAAACGUAGCAAUAAAAAUUCAUCGUCUGAAUCAUCCAACAAUUCAAGUAUAACUUGUAGUUGGUGUGAUUUAAACGCAACUACUCAUUGCAUUCAAUGUAAUGAGUUAUUGUGCAGUGGCUGUGUACAUCAACAUUAUAGAAUAUCACCUGCCAAAACUCAUUCGAUUGUUACGUGGCCCACACUUCCUGGCUGUGUGCCUCAAGUGGUUGGUACCUUCUGCGUAGCGAGUGGUAUGUUUCCUCAGCCGAUUGGCACCAAGCCCACCAACUUCAAUAGCGGUGCCAUACCGAAAACUAAUGUAAAAUUGCCCAAACCGAUUGGAACCUCACCGACUGGCGCACCAAUUCCCACCAAACCACCGAGCCGUGCUGCUGCUGAUUUCCCAAACGAUAUACAAAGUGAGGAUUUUCGCUAUUUUUGCGAUAUGCAUCUUGAGCAUUUGCGUUACGUUUGCGAUUCGUGCAAAUCGAUGAUUUGCCAGUAUUGUACCUUCCAAGAGCAUAAUGAUCAUAACUACAUUGCGGUCGGAGCAUAUGUCGAAGAAGCAAACGAGAGGAUAAGAGCGGCACUCGAUAGUAGUCGUACGGGCACCAAGUGCAUUAAGAAUACCAUAGACAAAGUUUUGACAUGCAUCAGAUGUGUCGAUCGUAAUUUUAACGAAAUCAUCGAUAAUAUUCAUAAAUCGUUUCGUCAAUAUCUACUUGCCUUAGAGGAUCGUGAACGUUUCUUAGUUGAUUUUGUCGAGAAAUUACGUCAACGUCGUUUAACUGUUUUAAACGACCAAAUGGCCGGCUUGAAAUCAGCAUUAGCUGGACUCGCCGAAACGUCAGUAAUGUUAAACAAGGUUUCAACUAAUAGCGAAAAUAUGGAGGAAACAGAUAUCGCUAUUAAAAUAUCAAAUGGCCUACGCCAACUGGAACAAUUCGCUGCCAUACAUCAAGAUCUACAGCCAAGACAGGAAGUAUAUGCCUUCGUACCGCCAGAUUAUAAUCUUUUGCAAGAGUUACGCGCCCAAGGUGGUGUCGUUUUGGUGGAGGAUCCCAAUGCGCCUCCUUUGCAGAAUUCUGGGCCUCUAAUUCCACUUCAAUGUGCGGAAAUGGGUGCAAUGGCUUUACCUCUACCUGGCGCUAAUGGCCAGACGGCUGCCAAUAUGCAAAUGAUACCAGUUAACAAUAAUGGAGCGCGUCGUCCGCCAUUUACGCGUGAGAACAGUUUCCGUAGCAUUGAGUCACCCUUGUUGCAAUCGUUGGGUACUGGUGUUGCCACUGAUGGUUACCACAAUAACAAUCUUGAAUGGGAAAGGAACGUAAUGCGUAUCUCACCGAAUUUACAUUUUGGCGCACCACGUACCACACAGGCCAUACCGGGUUGCAAUGAAUUGGUCAGGGCACGUCAUAUGCUAACACCCACGAUAUCAUUCGCAACCGAGGGACAUGACGACGGACAAGUUAGUCGUCCGUGGGGAUUGUGUGUUGAUAAAUUUGGCAAUGUUUACAUCUCCGAUAGACGUAAUAAUCGUGUGCAAGUAUUCAGUUUAGAGGGUAUGUUGAAAUUUAAAUUCGGUCGGAAAGGUGUUGGAAAUGGUGAAUUUGAUUUGCCAGCCGGCAUUUGUGUUGAUAUGGAUAAUCGUAUUAUUGUUGUGGACAAGGAUAAUCAUCGUGUACAGAUUUUCACAGCGAAUGGCUUAUUUUUGUUGAAGUUCGGCAGCUAUGGCAAGGAGUAUGGACAAUUCCAAUAUCCAUGGGACGUGGCUGUGAAUUCACGUCGCCAAAUUGUUGUUACCGACUCACGUAAUCAUCGUAUACAACAAUUCGAUUCGGAGGGACGCUUUAUACGUCAAGUUAUAUUCGACAAUCAUGGCUUAAAUAAGGGCAUUGCUUCGCCACGUGGUGUCUGCUAUACACCAGCUGGAAAUAUUAUAGUGUCGGACUUUGACAAUCAUUGCCUGUAUUUGGUCGAUCCGGAUGUGAAUGAGGUUUUGUCCGCAAAAGGUCAUGAGGGCUCUGGCGCUCAAGAAUUCAAUCGUCCUUCUGGCAUUUGCUGUGAUGAUGACGGCCGUAUAAUAGUAGCAGAUUCCAAAAAUCAACGUAUAGUUAUUCACUCGCCCGCAUUGGAUUAUUUAUGGAGUAUCGAUAUACGUCCGUCUAUAAACCGUUUAAUGCCGCCAACAAUCGAUGAGAAGGAUCGCACUUGUGAUGUUGCUGUGUUGCCCGAUGGGCGCAUUGUUUUCCUAAUCGAAUUAUCACCGGAUUCCAAAGAAGGUACAAGUCCUUAUAAAAGAUUUGUGCAUAUUUUCUAAUUAAAAGUUGAAUAUUAAUAUAUUAUAUUAUAUAAUAUAUACAUAUGCAACUACUCGUAACAAAAUAACGCCAAGCAUAUGUUACUAAAAAUGUUUUCUUUUUUUUUUUUUAAACGUAUUAAUUGUGUGUAGUAAGUUGCUUGGAGAUACCUAUUUUGUUAGUUGUGUAACAACACACAUAUAUUUAUGUAUAUGUAUAAAACCGUAUAUGCAAAGGCAUACAUUCUUUAAAAUUAUGUAUGUGAAAAAAAAAUUACAUUUUUUUUUUUGCUUUUUUACAAUUGAGACUGAAUUAACAGAGUUUAAUGUAAAAAUUCACUUGAUUGUGUUCAUUAGAAUUUAAACAGGAUAUUAGUAAAAAUAUUUAGUUGAUAAGUGCGCGCAAAUGAAAAACAAAAGAAUGAUCAAAAAACAAAAAAAUUAUAAAAAUAUGUAUGUCUAAAAAACCAGCAGUAGGCUUACUAUGUUUUUUAUUUUUUAAAUAUACAAAAAAUUCAUACAUGACUUAUAUUUUGUAAGGACAAUAGUCAAAAUUAUUAAUGUCGCCGCCCGCAGAGGGCUGCAGUCGCAAUAGCCGGCAGGGAAUGUGAAGCGCUCGGAGUAUAUUUCAGACAUGAAAUAAAAAUUCCUCAUAAAAAUCGGUGGGUGCUGGUGAUAGUUCUAAAAUUGCUCUAAGAUUGGGCAUUUCUCAUUCUAAAUUACACGAGGGCUCUCAAAAGAUUCUUCAUGAACGCCUUUUAUUUGUAUAAUUUCCAAUGAUUUUUAUUUAAGCUGCACAUAUAUAAAUAUGUAUAUGUCAUAUUUAUGAACGUAUGUGAGUGGUUGAUAAAAAAACUUCAUACCAGAGCGUCCAACCAACACUUUUUCAUGUCCCAGCACGUUCUCUUCGACUACGGUAGUCAGUUUUACUGAUCAUCUCAUUUCUUUUUUUUUUGUUUGUUCGUUUCAAAUCCUUAUUUUAAAGUUAAAAACAAAAAUUUAUUAUAUAGUAUACACAACACUUCCAUUAUAUUAUUUGUGUUAUGAAAAGAAAAAAGAGCGCCAAACCAUAUACGCACCGCCCCUCUGCAUAACAUGCUUGUAAUCCAUGGAGUAUCUACGGGAAAUUAUUUUUUAAACUACUCCCAAAAAGACAUCAUAUGGAGUACAUGCCGUAGGUUACAUGGUGAUGGAGUAUUUACAAAAAAAUUAUAUUCCAGCAAACUUUUUAAUUUCUUAUUAAAUACCCUUUUCGAAAAGUUAGUAAAUCAUCAUAUGUGCCAUAUAAAUGUACAAUAUGUAUAUUAAUGGUAAUUAUUUAUUACAAAUUUAUGCCUUAUAAAUAUACAUAUUUCAAUUUGAGCAUUUGUUCGUUUUGUAUUGGAAUAUAUUAAAUAUAUUCACACAAAGUUCUACAGCAGAGCUCACCAUCGAAACGAAGCUCACUUAAUAUCAGCUUCACAUAGUUUCCUUAAACGAUCCUAAAUCUUACUGCGCACUUGCAACUGCAUUUAGCGAUUGCAGUAACUUUAAAACACUAACAGAGCAGGGUGGUUAGCAAGAAGUGAGUUGAUCCAAUAGUACAUUACCGAGUAGUACCUAUUGGAUUACUUUAUUGUCCGAAUUCCUUUUCAUAUACAUAUGUAUGUCUACUCAAGUAAUAUAUGCAUGUACAUACAUUUGUAUGUAUUUAAAAGUUGGGGAAAAUCCAAUUCAAUCCCAUACUUGCGACCAUUGAGCGCUGUUCAGAAAUCUGGCUUACAGAUCUUCCAUCUCAUAUUAUCAUAUUCAGCCAUGCCCUGCAUUGCACUUUCGAGCGCAAGUAUUGUAUUGUACAAUGAAAAUACUUCACUUUAACAGUUUGGCGUCCCGCAUUCCAUCCACUUCAUUUCAGUUUCAGAAAUUGCCAUUUUCCGAAAACCGAUUUUCCCCAAAAGAUAUGUAGUUUCGAAGCACUUUGAAGUUCUUCUGUGGGUUUGUCGAAAGAGCUAAUAAAAUAAUAAUAGCAAAAGUGUAUUUAUGUAUAUUAAAUCUUUAAAAUAUUUAACGUUUAGCGUAAAACAUACAUACGUAUAGGGUAAAGUAUUCCAUUAUGCUACCCUUUAUGCAUGCCCAUUAAGACUUGGCCAAGUGCUUCAGCAAAACUGUUGAUGUUGGCAAAACAUGUGUUGGAGGAAUAAAUGAGGCUAACGAGAAUAACCUUCGCCGCACAGGCUCAACGUACAUUCCUUCAUGUCUUCAUGAAUUUCAAGUCUCCGUACGAUACUAACUCUCUCUUUGUCGCGUUUAAUCAACUCAUUUAACCCCAAUCUCCCUACUGUUUAUCUAUCGAAUCCCGUAGAUUAUAUUGAAAUACAUCAUCGCAUCUUACUAAAGACAUAAAGACAUUUGCUUUGAUUGCUAAAAAAAUUUA